AUGUACUCGAGGCUCUUUGUGGCCGAGGGCCGUCGCCCGGGCUCCGCGCGCUAUCCAUGCGUUUUUCAGAUAUCUGAAUUGUCGCGCGAUGAUACGGGCUACUACACGGAAGUAGUAUCGCUACGGAAAUCGACACAUGCCGUCGACCAAUCAGAGCUUCGCAUGCUCGAUUUGAGCUACCCAGUGCCGGUCGAGAAACUAAAAGCAACGCUGGCCGGCGACUUUACGGAAACGGCCCCGGUGGUCGUGCUGCUGCCCGAAAAACGCUUUGAUUCCCUCUGCACCAACCUGACCGCAUCCAGCAGCCUGUCAUGGGAGACACUGGAAGUGCUCGACCUUCACAAGCUGUACGUCUUCAAGAAGAAGCCGCUCGACGCGCACUACCACCUCGGCGCCAGGCUAUACUCGGUGCAUCGGCUAGUUCUACGCCCCGAUCGCCCCUCCACCGCCUACAUUUUUGCGUUCCGCGUGAACAGCGCCCGCUGCAUGGCCAAAAACCUGUGCGUCAACGUGCAGAUUCUCGACGAGAAGGGUUACGCAACAAAGGAGAUCUGCAAGCCGGUCUCCCAGCGGCCGUUCUUCGGCAAUUUCAGUAGCCGGGUCCAAUUUCAACCUGUCCCGCAUCGAAUCCGCGUCGACCUCAUCGACCCGUGCGUCCGGGUCGGCGUCUUUUUAAAGCCUUUCUUCGCCGAAUCCGCAAACGAGUGGCUGGCCACGAAACGAGAAACUUACGACAUCCUCGCCACGCUGCUCGUCUCCCUGGCCGCCAUCUUCGGCCUGACCAUCCUCGUGACGAUGGCCUUCCUGUUGAAGACGGACAGUGGCGACGAGGAUCGUUACACCUGC
Mesorhabditis spiculigera is the source of this 846-nucleotide messenger RNA. NCBI's taxonomy places the organism in Eukaryota, Metazoa, Nematoda, Chromadorea, Rhabditida, Rhabditidae. The record is from the annotation of a GenBank genome assembly.